Apodemus sylvaticus (European woodmouse) is the source of this 479-nucleotide messenger RNA. Its product is annotated as THO complex subunit 4-like. Gene Ontology annotation, molecular function: mRNA binding. Gene Ontology annotation, cellular component: nucleus. NCBI's taxonomy places the organism in Eukaryota, Metazoa, Chordata, Mammalia, Rodentia, Muridae. The record is from RefSeq and is a predicted model, not a curated record. Gene Ontology annotation, biological process: mRNA export from nucleus. The annotation marks the transcript as partial. The transcript has a single exon.
CGAUGGCCGACAAAGUGGACAUGUCUUUGGAUGACAUCAUCAAGCUGAACCGGAGGCAGCAAGGAGGUCCCUGGUGGGGCCGGGGUCGCAGAGGGGCCGGCUACCAGAACUUCCGUGGCUUCAAAGCAGGCGGCGGUGGUGAGCCUAGGAGGAAGCAGCCUGCCAUGGCCCUGCGCGGCAGGAACCGGGUGGCACCAUACAGCCACCAGAAGCAACGUCGGGACAAGUGGCAGCAGGACCUAGUCCACAGGGCCUUCGUGGGUGGAGCCAGCGUGGACAGCGGUGGGAAGCUGCUUGUGUCCAACCUGGACUUUGCAGUGUCCGAUGCUGAUAUACAGGAAGUCUUUGCUUCAUCCGGAACCUUGAAGAAAGCCACCGUGCACUAUGAUCGCUCUGGACAAAGUUUGGGGACAGCAGAGGUGCACUUUGAACGGGAAGCAGAUGCCCUGAAGGCUAUGCAAGAGUACAAUGGUGUGCCU